CUGCAGCUCUGCCAAUCCCAUCGCCGUCACUCCCGCCGGCCGUCAUCACACAGCCUGUCGAUUGUCCUGCAGCUAUUUUCGAGCAUCCCAGCGGCAGGGCAGGGCUCAUCAUGAUGCGCAUGAGGGGGAGGCUUCUGGCCUGCUUCUACUGCGGGAAGCGGUCAUCGAUCAGAUACGACGGACGGAUACGCGACUUUCUAUGCACUUACUGCGAGGCCACAAACUACCUGGACGAGAAUGGCGACAUCACGGAUCCGCCUGCCCUUGAAUCGUCAACUCCGAAGCAAUUCGCCAAACAGUUGCCUUCCCGGCCUGCAUCACCCACAGACAGCAUCUUUUGCGAAAAAUGCCUCAAGAACCAACGGUUAUUUACAGCAUCGUUGGCGCAGUACCUCCCCGACGAUCCUUCUCAUCCAGACUAUGCCGAGCUCGAGCGCAAAUACUAUCGAUACCGCAAAGACUUGGAGAAGCGCUAUCCCCAAGUUUGUUCAGACUGCGCCAAGCGAGUGGAAGAUCGCAUAAACCAGGCUGGUUAUACGGCCAAAACAGACCAUCUGAGGCGGAUGAUGGAAAAGAGCAGAGGCAGAAGAGUCCCCAAGAGAAUGACAUCCCUUGAUGUGGCAAACGCCAUGGGACGGUGGUUAUGGUGGGGUGGCUUGGUUAUUCAGAUUGCUUGGCAUCUGGUGAGCGUAUCAUACGUCUUGGAAGCGCAAGCGACGAGCAAGGACGGCAUGGUUGACCCGGACGAUGAGAGCGCCACCAAGGGGAUGAUUUCUUGGCUUAGCUACCUGCGUGGCUUCUUGCCGGCGGCCGAUACCCUGAUUAGAUGCAGUAUAAAUACCGGAUUUCUUUCGGCUUGGUGGAAUCCGCACUUUGUGCAACUUAAUCGCGGCUUUACCCGGCAUCUAUUGGGAUUCACGCAGUGGUAUUGCUUUCAGGGGCUCAUCAUCUUCUUUCGAUACAUCUUCCGCUCUGUUCUCCAUAUGCAGGGUGGUCAAGCUCAGUCCGACAGGGCGCAAAUCAGCGCGCAUUUCGCAAUGGCCUGCAUUAUGGGACUGAUCUACUCGCUUGCGAGAAAGUCUAUCAAGGUAGAUACGACGCCCUUAUUCGGCGUGACUGAGAAAACAGUGUCUGCGAGCCAGAUGCCUAAACCGACACCUAGAAAGAAGAUUAGAGAACCAAAGACGCUAGCUGAAGCACUCACCGAGGCCCUCGAAUCGGCAAACUCUUCACCAAUGACGAUGAAGAAACCCACUCCAGCAAGAGCUUGGGAAUCGAUAGAUCCUUCACCCAUUAAAAGACCUAUGCCAUCAAGGGCCUUUGAAAUCGACUCAGCAACUUCAUCUCCAACCAAAGAAUUCGCACCGCGGCGAUUCCAAGAGCUAUUACCGCCUUCUCGUGCCGCAAACCCAUUUCGGACGACUCAUGAUGAGCUUUCUUUUGCUGGCUUCAGCAUAUCAGACAAGUCCCCUCAGAAAGGCCUUCGAUCACAAGACCCUGACGCGAUGGAUUGGUCCCCUGUACCAAAACAAUUGCAAAGAUCCCAAUACCGUGCCUUUCAAGACUCCCCUGUGCCAUCUAAGCUUGGCGCACGCCCGUUUGGUCAAUCUCCUACACAACCCGAUGCUGGACCCUUUUGGUUCAAGGUACCAGCCGCACCAACAAACCCAGCACAGAGGCUCCGCAAUCUUCCAAGUGCUCCACUAUUUAAUAGAGCGUUCUCAGAACCAAGAAGAGAGGAAGGAGAUUUCGGGUUUGGAAAGCACCGGCUGGACGAAAUGCGAGAAGAGCCGUCUAGAGCGAGCAGCGUGGACUUUAAAGGCCCUAGUUUCUUUGCACCGGAAGAUCCCGAUGAUACGGAUGCACUUGCUGAUGCUCUUGGCCAGAGCUUUACUUUUGCAAACGAUGCGGAUGAAGAAUCUGAUUCGGAAGAAACUGUCGUUAACGAAGAACUUCCCAUUCUCUCUAGCGGGCAAUCCUCUCAUAAAUACGACCUCUAUUUCUUGGUCACUAUGUUUUUACUUUGGUUCAUCCCAUUGAUCGCCACCGUUCCUUAUUGCAAAGAAGCACAACUCACAAUAUUGUCUAUUGCUGGUAUUAUCGCUAUUCGAAGCAUUGGAGGAGCUACCCAGCAACUCUUGGGCGGUGACUCCAAUUCGUCUGGCCUAGCCAUGUUUAUCGCUUCAGUUACAAGUGUGGGCGAGCUAAGUGCUCUUUGUUGGACCGGAUGGCAGCUAUGGACCGACCAGGGAGACGUUUUCCAGCAUGGCGCGGCCGUGUUGGCGUCUAUGCUGGGACAUCAAGUAUUAAGGGGCAUUUCUUUAAGACAAAACUCAUAACAUUGGACUGUAUAAUUUCUGUUGUUGUUUUUUCCCCCUCCUUCUUCUAGCUGAUGAAACGGAGAUGUUGGAUAUAAUGGCUCCACUGGUUGAUAAGACCGUAAUGGUGGAUGGAUGGAAACUCAUUUCAUACAAGCGCAGCAUCAUGGACGAUAACGGCGUUUUUUGGACUAGAAAAGGUCAUGGCAUUUUUGGACCUCUGCAUGUGUAGAUAGUGACAAGGAUAGGAGAAAAGGGCUAUUUGUAAGAUUGGGAAUUGAUUGGGCCUAAUGGAAUAAUGACAACAUUGAGAUUUUGGAUAUCUCGACGACAACUCCAUUUUCUGCCUUGAACUAGCUUCUACUCGUCUCUGCUAGUGACCUAUAACUGAUGAAAGGGGUGUUCAUGGUUUUCGUUGACAUAUUCGGUAAGAAUCGAUGGUGG
Molecule: messenger RNA, 2762 nt
Organism: Trichoderma asperellum CBS 433.97
Lineage: Eukaryota; Fungi; Ascomycota; Sordariomycetes; Hypocreales; Hypocreaceae
Biological process (GO): nuclear inner membrane organization
Cellular component (GO): microtubule organizing center attachment site; mitotic spindle pole body; nuclear inner membrane
Source: RefSeq, a predicted model, not a curated record